AUGACCGACAAGAACAUUACAGGGCUCCAGGCAGGGGACGACGGCAUCAGCAUGCCCGUUAAUUCCCUCAACGUCUCGCCACGUAACUUUUCCAAACUUCCAAGCCCGAACCCAAUGCCUAUUCUACGGAGCGAACGAAAUCCAGACUUUAUCUCAGACCUCACAGGCAAUAUGAGACCACAACAGCAUUCUUUGGACUACGAAAACGCGAGUCGAUUGGCUUCGUCCAACGAGGCCACGACUGCGGUCGGCUCCAUCCACAUUGAACCUGGAGAUCUUGUUCCAGUCGACGGCAUACUCAUGGAAGGUCAUGUCAAGUGUGACGAAUCCCAAGCGCCAGGGGAACGCGAAGUUGUUCGAAAUCAACCAGCCAAAGACGCUUAUGUGGCAAUCGAGAAUCACGAAAACGUUACAAAACUGGAUCCUUGUAUCCAGUCUGGCGCCCAAGGCGUGGGAACAUUUAUUACUACCCCGACCGGCGUCUAUUCGUCUUAUGACAGGACCAUCAUGUCACCGAACAAAGGACUAGAACCAAUACCUCCACAAGGCAAGAUUAACGCCGUGGCCACCUACAUUACAAUGAUUGCUGCCUCGGCUAGCCUCCUUUUGCUCAUUUUCCUCCUUAUCCCGUUCCUCUUUAACCGGCCUCGGCUUACCUUUGGGGACCCAUUAUUUUCCAAUAUUUCCAUUAUUGUCAUCGCCAUCGUCAUUGUUGCUGUGCUCGACGGACUUUUCCUCGCCGCUGCUCUCGCAUCAGAGUUUGCCACAACGCGUUUGGGUGUCAAAAACAACUUUGUGCGCCAUCUGAAGGCGUGCGAGGCCAUGGGCAAUGUAACCACUAUUGGCCCUGACAAGACAGGUAUCUUGAGACAGAACAAGAUGCCAGUUGUCUCGGGUACGACUGGGACCACUCAUAGACUCAGUACGGCUCAACAGAGUUUCCGCGACUCCGGCGACUACGAAGGAAUGUCCCUGGAUGAUGGCCGCGGCAUUUCCAGCACGAAUUUUGUGUCCAUGUCAAGCGCGCCCGCCAAGGACAGGCUUAUCAAAUCCGCCACCUUAAACUCUAUGGAAAGCAAGAUGGUGCGAACAUUGGCAAGAGACAAAAUCACGGCCCAGGACUGUGGUAUUUUGCAGCCUAGCAGCGUCGUUAUACAGGGGCCUAAUUUCCGCAAUCUUGGCAUACCGCAGCAGAGCAAGAUUAUUUCCAAGCUGCACGUGCUUCAGCGGUCCAGCCCUGAAGACAAGCGCAUCCUAAUUGAGAGGCUAAAGGAGAUGGGUACCACGAUUGCCGUCAAAGAGCCCGCGCGUAAGAGCGGAACAGAGGUUGCCCAAGAGGCAUCCGCUAUUGUUAUAAUGGAUGAUAACUUUGCAACAAUUGUCAAGGCACUAAAAUGGGGCCAGGCAGUGAAUGAUGCUGUGAGGCAAUUCCUUCGGCCACAGCUUACGGCCAACGUGCCGGCCGUACUGUUGGCACUUAUCCUGGCGGUCUCCAGCGGCUCACAACCCUCGACAUGGAUGGCGGCCCUGUUUCUCUGGGUUAACUUGAUAAUGGACACCCUCGCAGCUCUAGCUUUGUCCACUGACCCUCCUCGGGAGAGUACUCGAAUCCGGAAGCCCGAGUCAAAAGGUUCGUACGCUCAAUGUUGUCACAACAACGAAGUGGGAGGCGAUUCUCAGACACUGGAUACGUCUGUUCGCCAUAACGCAGCUACUCUACUACGCAGCCGCAAUGGCAUUCUACCUAUUCCUGGUCGGACGAUGUUCCUACGGACAGUCGGAUCAACGCCCUUGUCUUUCACGCCUGUGUGUGGAUGCAGCUCUUUUUGCCCGUGGAAGUAG
This is a messenger RNA of Metarhizium robertsii ARSEF 23, 1842 nucleotides long. Its product is annotated as calcium P-type ATPase. Gene Ontology annotation, biological process: intracellular calcium ion homeostasis. The transcript has a single exon. Gene Ontology annotation, cellular component: intracellular membrane-bounded organelle. The record is from RefSeq and is a predicted model, not a curated record. The coding region runs from base 1 to 1842 and encodes 613 amino acids. NCBI's taxonomy places the organism in Eukaryota, Fungi, Ascomycota, Sordariomycetes, Hypocreales, Clavicipitaceae. Gene Ontology annotation, molecular function: P-type calcium transporter activity.